Molecule: messenger RNA, 396 nt
Organism: Penicillium soppii
Lineage: Eukaryota; Fungi; Ascomycota; Eurotiomycetes; Eurotiales; Aspergillaceae
Exons: 2
Coding region: 1-396 (131 amino acids)
Source: RefSeq, a predicted model, not a curated record
AUGAUCGAGCUGGUUCGUGGCGGCCGCGUUCGACAGUUGAAAUUGCCCGACGCAAAUUCGGUUUCUCUUCUCUCUGUUACUGCCAACGACCGACCAGGUCUUCCUAUCGUUGCACCCUCUAUUCUUGUCAUCACGAAGAUCAAAAGAUGGUCGAUCUUAGCCGAAUCCACCCGUCCCAAGACCAUCAGAAAGGCCAAAAGCGAUGUUCAGGACAUUGAGGUGAUCUUGGAUUGGCUGGCUCGAAACAAUCUUCAUGUGGAUUUUGAAGGUUACCCGGAAAAGCCAAAAGAGGAUCUGCUCUCUGUGGUUCGCAAGUUGCACCAGAUGCAUACUACAAUUCGCUCUUUGCUUAAGGAUACUUUGAAAGCGGAGGAUUUUGCUCUCAUUGACAAUUAG